AUGAGUUCCCGUACAUACACAGAUUCCAUCAAUGCAUUAAACUCACUACAAUCAAACUUUGCCUCUAUUGAAGCAAUGAAAAAACUAGGGCCCAAUGUCAAUAGAAAUGAAUUAUCAAUUAAUGAAGUUCGUGAAUAUACUUCAAGAUUAGGUUAUGCUCCUAGAGAUUUCAAUAAACUCAAUAUAAUUCAUGUUACUGGUACAAAGGGUAAAGGAUCUACUUGUGCGUUUACUGAGAGUAUUUUGAAACAGUAUCAACCUGAGUAUAUCUCCAAGAUUGGUUUAUAUACAUCACCACAUUUGAAAUCAGUUCGUGAAAGAAUAAGAAUCAACGGACAGCCUAUAGAUAAGGAGUUGUUUGCAAAAUACUUUUUUGAAGUAUGGGAUAAACUUACAGGUACCAAAUCAGACCCCAAGGAAUGGCCAAGUUUACAACCUAGUGAUGUAGUCAAACCCAUGUACUUCAAAUACUUGACAAUUUUAUCGUUCCAUGUGUUUUUACAAGAAGGUGUUGAUACUGCGAUUUAUGAAGUGGGUGUUGGUGGAACUUUUGAUUCAACGAAUAUCAUUGAAAAACCAACCGUUACUGGCAUAAGUGCCUUGGGAAUUGAUCAUACAUUUAUGUUGGGAAAUACAAUUGAAAGUAUUACUGAUAAUAAAACUGGUAUUUUCAAAAGGGGAAGCCCUGCUUUUGUUAGUGAACAAAAAGAGUAUCCAAAAACACAUGAACUUAUUGAGAAAAGAGCAAAAGAAUUGGGUGUAUCUUCUUUGCAAUUUGUUCACCCCAAGGAUUUACCAGAUUUGGAAUUGGGACUUUCAGGAGAAUUUCAAAAGGAAAAUGCAGCAUUGGCAGUAAGGUUAGCCGAUACGCAUUUGAAAUCAAUUGGAGUAGACAGUGGGCUAUUUUUGAGUGGCAAUAAAGUGGAAUCACUCCCGGAAAAAUUCAUCAAGGGGUUGAAGGAAGUUGAUUGGCCAGGUAGAUGUCAAAUUAUAACCAAUAAUCCACCGGGUGUAACAUGGUAUGUUGAUGGUGCACACACUAUCGAAUCUAUAACUGCAUCUUCAACUUGGUUUAGAGAGGAACAAUUGAAGUCGCCAUCAAAAAAAAGAGUGCUCUUGUUUAAUCAACAGGGGCGUGACAAUUAUGCUGAGCUAUUAACUACUUUGUAUCAAACUAUUUCCAAACACGAUCCAAAACUUGCCUUUGAUGAGGUGAUAUUCACUCCAAAUAUCACCUGGUCUUCUGGACAGUACAAUCCUGAAUUAUUAGCUAAAAACACAUCUGAGGAUGCAGUUAAGAAAUUGGAGAUUCAACACAAGUUUAGUGAGUUGUGGGAAAAAUUAGAUGUUGGGAAAGCGAAAAGACUGGUGUUUCCGGAUAUAGAAACCGCAGUGGAACAUUUGAAGAGAGAGCAACAAGAAUUGAAUGUGUUUGUAUGUGGGUCACUACACUUAGUAGGUGGGUUUUUAGUCGUCUUGGAUAAUGAAAGAGAAUAG
Messenger RNA from Lodderomyces orthopsilosis Co 90-125, 1497 nucleotides. RefSeq names its product tetrahydrofolate synthase. Gene Ontology annotation, cellular component: cytosol; cytoplasm; mitochondrion. Gene Ontology annotation, biological process: tetrahydrofolylpolyglutamate biosynthetic process. Lineage: Eukaryota; Fungi; Ascomycota; Pichiomycetes; Serinales; Debaryomycetaceae. The transcript has a single exon. The record is from RefSeq and is a predicted model, not a curated record. Bases 1 to 1497 code for a protein of 498 amino acids. Gene Ontology annotation, molecular function: ATP binding; tetrahydrofolylpolyglutamate synthase activity.